Neogale vison (American mink) is the source of this 1926-nucleotide messenger RNA. RefSeq names its product GRB2 binding adaptor protein, transmembrane (gene GAPT). The record is from RefSeq and is a predicted model, not a curated record. NCBI's taxonomy places the organism in Eukaryota, Metazoa, Chordata, Mammalia, Carnivora, Mustelidae. The transcript has 2 exons. Bases 109 to 969 code for a protein of 286 amino acids. Gene Ontology annotation, cellular component: membrane.
CUGAAGGAGGGGGUAAAGAAGAGGAACACUAAAAAGAGGAACACUAAAGCAGAUUUAACCAAAAGAGUAGAGGAGAGUUUGGCUCAGCAGUCUCAAGGAGGUGUGUGGAUGGCAGAUCGUCCAACCUUCUCUUUCUUGAGUUGUCUGCUCUGCCAUUAUCUUCCACUCAUUUUUGCUUUGUCUUGUGAUUCACUGGUAGAAAGUGAAGUGAAGUCAAUUAAAAUCCCCCCCGACACAGUGCAAUUAUACAUUGAGGACUGUAAUGCAAAAAGCAUUACAUACAACGAGAAGGAUCGUCCAAGGCUACGUUUAUUCAAUCUCUCCUCUCAUUGUAUCAGGACUUUGCCAAAUGAUGUUCUUCCACAUCUGAAAAAGAAAUGUCAAAAAGAGCUUCCAGGAUUAUUUUUAAACUCCACCCUAAGAGGAAUUACAUUUGUCUGCACCUGUGAAUUCAUUAAGGGCUCCCCCAUACCACGAAACAACAGUGCUUGUGCAGAAAUGUUAAAAAGCUGUGGAAAUACACCAGUGGCCACGUCUGUAGGAAUUUCCCUUCUUUUCCUCUUGUUAAUCUGUGGAAUUGGGUGUGUUUGGUGCUGGAAACAUGGUAACCCGGUGCAUUUUCCCUUACCAAGGGUCUUGCAAAGGAGAAGCAGCAGGAGAAAAGACAAUACUAAAACACUCUCAAGUUUCCUCACUAUCAGCUCAAGGCCUAAAAUCUCAGUUCAGAACCAGCACUGCAGAUCUUCUGGAAGAGGGACUAACACGCAUGGCAACUAUGAAAAUGUGGAAAGUGGUGCUCCCAAACAUAAAGAGGUAACUGAUAAAGAACUGUAUGAGAACACUUGGCAGACCAAUUGUGAGGAGCAUAUCUAUGGAAAUGAGAUGUCACCUCAAUAUUAUAACUUCCAGAAACUUAAUACUUCUGAAGACCCUCAAGAUGAAGACAUAUAUAUUCUUCCAGAUUCAUAAUAACUUUUGAAAAUACUGGGUUUAUUAUCAGAGGAUAUUCACUGGGACUUUUAUUUUACAGAUAUCAUUGUUAAUCAUGUUCUCAGUGAACUCAGUGAUCUUUCAUCUAUCUCCAUCCUCUGAACCUUUGGUGAAUUGCUGCAGGUUAAAUUCUCUUCACUAACUUUUCCUAGAUUAAUUCUGUGUUAUGUUAUAUUGAUUCUUCCUUCUAAAUGUUACAUGUUCCCUUUCUCUCUUAUUUCUAUCUCCACCAUCUCUUUCUGGCUCAAGAUUAUGUCAGUCUUCUAACUCGUCUUUCUGGCUCCAGAUUCUACCUAUUCAGUCAGUUCCCAUGACACUGCCAAAUUUACCUUCAGAAAAUAGUUCCAGUGCCACACCACUCCUUCGCAUAAAACUUCUUUUUUUUUUUCACAUAAAACUUCUUAAUGGCUCCUCUUUGCAAAAGACAUACUGCUUAUAAUUCUAACUCCAGAAGCUGCUAUUUUCCACACUUGAUUCGAGUUCUUUUUCAGUGACUUCUAGUAAUUUCUCACUUCUCUGCUUUCAUCAGAAACAUCUGAAAACCUGCCAGACUCCUCCAUCUUCCUUGACUUCGCUUGUCUGCCCCCCCCUUCAAGCCUGCCUCAGGUGGCAGUUUCUUCCACAAGUCUUCUGAGUUAUUCCAAACCUACCUUUAUAUUUUCCUUUUCUCAUCUCCUGUGGACUUUGCUGCCUGUUUAAUUCUCUGGGCAUUUAAACAUGUGAAUGCUUUCUGUGGCAUUUUAUGAUUUAAUGUCAUAUGAGAAAGUCUUAAAUUCCUUGCUAAAUAACAAGGAAGGGCCUCAUCUUCAUAUUUAACUCAACUGCCUAGACCAUCAUAUGAGGCAUUUGGUAUUAUUCAGUUGACAAAGAAUUAAAUUGUACACUUUGCUCACUAGUUUUGAGAAAAAUCCAAUAAAUUCAUCCACUAAAGAAAUA